Molecule: messenger RNA, 468 nt
Organism: Colletotrichum lupini
Lineage: Eukaryota; Fungi; Ascomycota; Sordariomycetes; Glomerellales; Glomerellaceae
Exons: 5
Coding region: 1-468 (155 amino acids)
Source: RefSeq, a predicted model, not a curated record
AUGAUACCCGGUAGCAUAAGUCUAGUCCAAAGUCGUCAAAGGGCUGCGGCCGUUGAUCGGAAAGCCACAACAAAUGCUAGCUACCAAGCCGUGGUCCCGUCGGUCCCAAAGGCCGAACACAAGCGCCAACCACACACGACGGAUCCGGGGGAAUGGGGGGAGCGCGUAUUUAAAUUUCAAUUCACCUCCCGCCGGCUCCGGUACCGAAACCUCGGCCCCGGCCCCUACCAGCCCGGCCGGCCGGCCGGCGGCGUUGACCUCAACUUUCAACCGGCCUCGCUAUCAGGAAGUGGCACAACUAGGCUCCGUGUUGCUAGGUACCUACUGGUAUCGGAACGGGGAGACCGAGCGAAUAACUCAAACAGCGCCGCCGCCGCCGGCACCGAUUUUCCACGACCCCGAGUCGUCGGCCGGAUCUCCUCUUUCCAACACGGCGCGGCCUUUGGCAAACCAUGUCGCACGGCGUAG